Messenger RNA from Saxophila tyrrhenica, 1551 nucleotides. RefSeq lists its product as uncharacterized. The record is from RefSeq and is a predicted model, not a curated record. The transcript has 2 exons. Bases 1 to 1551 code for a protein of 516 amino acids. NCBI's taxonomy places the organism in Eukaryota, Fungi, Ascomycota, Dothideomycetes, Mycosphaerellales, Extremaceae. Gene Ontology annotation, molecular function: iron ion binding; monooxygenase activity; heme binding.
AUGUCGAUGAGAAUCUUCCAAGCUUUUGCCUACCUGCUCAUCCUGUGGAUUCUGGCGUCAAUCGUGUCGCACAUCAUAUCACCACUGAGGACGAUCCCUGGACCUUUCGCCGCCCGGUUCACCAAACUCUGGUUCUUUUAUCGAGUAUGGCAGGGCAAAUUUCAUGAAGACAAUAUCGCCUUGCAUCGCAAGUAUGGUGCAGUCGUCCGCUAUGCUCCUCGACAUUACAGCUUCAAUACGGCAGAGGCUGUCAAGGCCAUCUAUCUAACUAAAGGGAGAGAGCUGGAUAAGUCAAGCUGGUACUCGGCAUGGAACGCACCUGGCAUCAACAGCCUCUUCACUGAGCCUAGUGUAAAGGCGCAUGCUCAGCUACGACGGAAGUUUCAGUCAACGUACUCAAUAUCUAGCUUGGUCACGUACGAAGAAUUUGCCGACCACUGCAUCGGUCUGAUGAAAGAGAAGUUGAAUGCCGUCGCAAGAUCGCAUGGACAGGCAGAUAUGGCUACCUGGUUCCUGUGCUAUGCUGCAGACACUGUAGCGAUGAUCAGCUAUUCUAAGCGGAUGGGUUUUCUUGACCGGGGCGAAGAUGUUGAUGACUUCUUUAAGAUCCUGCGCGGCAAUAUGUUCUACAACACGACUAUGGGCGUCUACUCUGCUCUGCAUCCGAUUGUGUACAAGAUCAGGGCGUGGCUUGCUAAGUUGAAAGUAAUGCCAGAGACUCCCAGGAUGUCAAUCGGUGGCUUCACCACGAGACUGGUGUCAGAGAAGCGGAAGCAGCGCGAAGGAAAGGAGAAGCAUCAAGCGCAGCUGACAGAUGAAGACGGCGUCGCUGCGCCGAAGGACUUCCUGUCCAAGUUCCUGGAGUUCAACGAGCAAGACCCGAGCAGGUUCACUGAGCGCGAUAUUCAGGUCGGGCUAAUGGCGAAUGUGAUUGCAGGGGCGGACACGACUGCUGCAGCUCUGUCUGCGAUACUAUACUGCCUGCUCCGGCACAGUACUGUCUUGGCAAAGCUGCGUUCUGAGAUUGAUGGUCGUCUCAGUGAAGGCGAGCUCUCCAGUCCACCCUCUUUCAAAGAGGUUCAACAGAUGCCCUACCUACACGCUGUCAUCCAGGAGUCACAGCGCCUCUACCCACAGGGCGCCCUACCUCUGCAGCGCGUAGUACCUGAAGGAGGCUUGGACAUCUCUGGUCACUCAUUCCCUGCUGGCACUGUAGUUGGAGUGAACUCCUGGGUGCUCCACCUCAACACAGACAUAUUCGGGGAGGACGCUGCGCUCUUCCGGCCAGAGCGGUGGCUUGACUCAGACAGGGAGCAAGUCGCAUAUAUGAAUCGGCACUUCAUGACCUUUGGCCUCGGAAGUCGGGCGUGUAUAGGAAAGCAUGUUUCGAUGCUGGAGAUGUCCAAACUCGUGCCAGAGCUGGUGCGGUCCUUUGACUUCGGGCUCGAAGAGGAUAAAAUUGAGCAUUACGGAGCAUCUUGGGAGUGGAUAGCUUACUGGCUAAUGAGGCCUACAUCGCUUCCUGUCCAGAUUCGCAGAAGACAGGUGUAG